This is a messenger RNA of Drosophila erecta, 1493 nucleotides long. It is a transcript of the gene gammaSnap2, whose product is annotated as gamma-soluble NSF attachment protein. Gene Ontology annotation, biological process: intracellular protein transport. Bases 295 to 1146 code for a protein of 283 amino acids. Gene Ontology annotation, molecular function: syntaxin binding; soluble NSF attachment protein activity. The record is from RefSeq and is a predicted model, not a curated record. Lineage: Eukaryota; Metazoa; Arthropoda; Insecta; Diptera; Drosophilidae. The transcript has a single exon. Gene Ontology annotation, cellular component: vacuolar membrane; SNARE complex.
AUACAAAAUCAAGCUUAAGUUGCAUGCUUUGCCUAAAAGGGAUAUCUUGCACUCCAUAAACUCCAAACAAAAGCUUUAAAAUCCACACAAUAUGAACUAUUAUAUUUAAAUACAAUAAAAUACUUUAAGUAACAGAAGCGAAGCACUUAGUAGUACCAUAACGCGGUGUCAUACCCGCAUAAGGAAGGAGCGGCCAGCUGGGUUUUCUCUGCACUUGCGCCUUUGGGCACACUAAUUUGAAUGUAAGGCACUUGAAUUGAUUUUUUCAACACGCAACGGUUGUGGCUUACGAAUAUGAGCACUCUUGAUGCCAAAAAGUUAGAAGAGGCUGAGACCUUGGUAGGACAAACGGCCAGUGCCGCGAAUGAGUAUGCCAAAGCUGGUAUGUAUUUCAAGGCAGCAACCGCAUAUCGAAUUGCCAAAAGUUUCGAUAAGAGCAAGGAUUGUUUUUUGAAGGCCAUCGACUGUUACGAAAACAACAAGUCGUGGUUCCAUGCAGCCAAAUCCUACGAGCAGAUUAUCCUGCUUGCCAAAGAAACGGACAAGCUGUCCGAAGUGGAGGACUAUGCCAAUAGGGCCUGCUGUCUCUACCAGCAGCAUGGUUCGCCGGAAGCAGCAGCGGCUGCUCUGGACAAAGCCGCCAAGAUGACGGAAUCCAAGCAUCCUGACCUGGCAUUGGGACUCUACAAACGCGCCCUGGCAGUCGUCUUGAUUGGGGACUCCGCGCACCAGGCAUCGGAAUUCGCAUCGAAGGUUUCCAGGAUACUGGUCAGACUCAAGAAAUACGAAGAGGCCACGAAGGCACUCAAAAAGGAAAUCAGCCUGAAUCUGCAAACAAAGUCCUAUGGCCAAGUUGGGCGUUUGGUGGUGGCUUUGAUUCUGGUACAACUAACACUGGAGGAUUUGGUGGAUGCCAAGAAGACCUUCAAGAAAUGGGGAAACCGUUGUGAUCCCCAGGAGGUGAACACACUACAAAACCUACUCAAAGCUUUUGAUGACAAGGAUGCCGAGCUGGCCACCAAGAUGCUGGCAUCUCCAUUCAUAAGACACAUGGACGUGGAGUACGCACUUCUAUCCAAGGAUGUGCCUUUACCACAAGGAAGUCGUCAGGUGGCCCAAAAUGGCGGCGACCAUGUUGGCAAUUAAGGAGCAUUGCAAAAUGUAGUUUAUAAAUGUUGUAGUAGUUUUAUUCCUGUUCAUCAGGUGAAAAAGUUUCAUAAAUGUAGGUACACUGUUAAAUAUAUACAAAAAUAUAAAAAGUGUUAACUCAGAAAACGCAACAGGGGAACUUUUCGUGCCUUAAACUGGCAAUCCACCGUUUUUAUACGGAACAUAUUUUUUACCCUCAAAAGUAUUGUUAUUAAAUCUUUUACAUACUUUAUAUGCAUUUUACCCAUGUUUUCUACAUAUCCCUAAAAUUAUACUAAUAUUUUUUGAACAUCGAGUUCCAUUUGAAAUCAUAUUCGCUUAAAAGAUGCAAGGCUUCGGGUCUC